Linum tenue is the source of this 308-nucleotide messenger RNA. The record is from the annotation of a GenBank genome assembly. Lineage: Eukaryota; Viridiplantae; Streptophyta; Magnoliopsida; Malpighiales; Linaceae.
CCUCAUCCUUGAAAACUAUCGCAUUGCGGCGAAAUGCACAGAUCUGUCGCGAGGAGCGGAGUUCUGGAAGAAGGAAGAAGAAAAAACCAAUCUCUUCUCCGGGCGCAACAACAGCGGUCGGGGAAGAUCUGUGGGAGAAGACCCUUCUUCUCCUACAAAACCCAAGCAUAUAGAUGGGAGUUCGAUCUUGCGGAGGUGGUCAUUGGUGGAGCCGCUGUGUCGGGAGGUUUUCCUCUCUUUUGAUGGAGAUUGGAAUGGCGUGAAUGGUUUGGAGAAGAAGGGUGAAUUGUAGGGGCAAAGGACAGAGA